This is a messenger RNA of Silurus meridionalis, 3788 nucleotides long. RefSeq names its product kelch-like family member 4 (gene klhl4). Gene Ontology annotation, molecular function: protein binding. NCBI's taxonomy places the organism in Eukaryota, Metazoa, Chordata, Actinopteri, Siluriformes, Siluridae. The transcript has 11 exons. The coding region runs from base 522 to 2681 and encodes 719 amino acids. The record is from RefSeq and is a predicted model, not a curated record.
UGUACGUGUGCAUGUGUGUGAGCAUAAAAUAGACCUGCAGAGUGCAAGCUGGAGGAAGAGAGGAUUGUUUGUGGAGGAUGAUAGUGCUGCUGCCUCUCCUUCCCAUGCUACAUAAUUCACUAGGAUCUGACCUCUGUGUUCUGUCAUUUUGGUACUAUCUCUGUUCAACGUCAUUAGCUGUUGGAAACUGGGCUGAGCUUUUGGAAGUGCAUUUCAUUUUGGUGAUUUUUUCUGUCUGUUCAUGGGUGUAUGCAGAAAGGCACAGAACAGCAGAGGAGAGCGAAAGAAAGGGAUAGACAGAGAGUCUAUCAUGCUUGUGCUAUAACUGAACAGCAGGAGCAUCAGACAGAGUUGGAAGGGGGGUCUCAGACAAUAGCUGCAGACACUGUUCGCUCACCGACCACAACGAGCAACAAAAGACAAAAGAAGAAGGAGAAUCUUCUGAAUGCAAGACUCAAUUUCUUUGGCUACUGAUUGUCAGGAUUACAUGAGCCACUGCCACCAUAUUGGGGACAUACAGGAUGUCUGUGUCAGGAAAGAAGGAGUUUGAUGUAAAACAGAUCCUUAGACUUCGCUGGCGUUGGUUUAGUCAUUCCUCUCAAACAUCAGCAGGAAAUGGGGGGUACAUUCAUCAAGAGGGAUACGAGCAUGGUGGCACACCACUCCAAAGCCGUCUAAAGAGUCACUCCCGGGAUAGAGGAGGACUUCGUAAGAGCAACAGCCCAGUGCACAGCAUUUUGUCUCCCACCCCUGGCUCAACACCUGUCUAUGUCAGGCCAGGCAGUCAAUCAUGGCACCAGCAGAACAUUAUCCAGCACCUUCAGGGCUGUGAUGAUUCUUCAAAAAACAGUCCUCUGUCUUGUGCCAGGAAAGAGAAUGGGCAGAUCAGUCAGGACAAUUUGAAGAGCAACCCAGAGGAGAACCCUGAGGAGGAAGCCAUUGACAGGUUGACUUUGAGUAGUUACUCUAGGAUGAGCUCCAACUGCUCAGAUGAGUUUUUCCAGGCCACAAACCAUGCAGAACAGACCUUUCGAAAGAUGGAGACAUACCUGCAGCACAAGCAGCUGUGUGAUGUACUUUUGAUAGCUGGUGAUCAUAAGAUCCCUGCACACAGACUCGUUUUAAGUGCAGUGUCAGACUACUUUGCUGCCAUGUUCACCAACAAUGUACGGGAGGCAAAACAGGAUGAAAUCAAAAUGGAAGGUGUUGAUCCAGAAGCACUGAGAUCAUUAGUUCAUUUUGCAUACACUGGUGUACUUGAGCUAAAGGAAGAGACAAUUGAGAGCCUAUUAUCUGCAGCAUGUCUUCUCCAGCUCUCACAGGUUAUUGAGGUCUGCUGCAACUUUCUAAUGAAACAACUUCACCCAUCCAACUGCUUGGGGAUUCGCUCAUUUGCUGAUGCUCAAGGAUGCAUGGAUCUGCUAAAUGUGGCACACAAAUACACCAUGGAACACUUUUUGGAAGUCAUUCAAAAUCAGGAAUUUCUCUUACUUCCAACAACGGAAAUAGUCAAGCUACUGUCCAGUGAUGACAUCAAUGUUCCUGAUGAAGAGACCAUUUUCCAGGCAUUGAUGAUGUGGUUGCGCUAUGAUGUGCAGCAUCGGCAAAAAGAUCUAGGAUUAUUACUCUCCUACAUUCGCCUACCCCUUCUGCCACCUCAGCUGCUUGCUGAUUUGGAAAACAACAAGAUGUUUUCCGAAGAUCUGGAAUGUCAAAAGCUGCUGAUGGAGGCUAUGAAGUACCACUUGUUGCCAGAGCGUCGGCCGAUGCUACAAAGUCCAAGAACCAAACCACGCAAGUCCACUGUAGGGGCACUGUAUGCAGUAGGAGGAAUGGAUGCAUCAAAAGGUUCUACAACAAUAGAGAAGUAUGAUCUUCGCACUAAUACAUGGAUCCAGGUUGGCAUAAUGAAUGGCCGGAGGCUUCAGUUUGGUGUAGCAGUCAUCGAUAAUAAGCUCUAUGUGGUAGGGGGAAGGGAUGGCCUCAAGACAUCCAAUACAGUGGAAUGUUAUGAUCCACUCAAUAAAGUGUGGUCCACAAUGCCUCCUAUGUCAACCCACAGACAUGGGCUAGGGAUUGCUGUCCUGGAAGGGCCUAUGUAUGCGGUGGGAGGGCAUGAUGGAUGGAGCUAUCUGAACACAGUGGAGAGGUGGGACCCCCAGGCAAGACAGUGGAAUUAUGUGGCCAGUAUGUCCACUCCUCGCAGCACAGUGGGAGUCACUGCUCUCAAUGGAAAGCUGUACGCAGUUGGUGGACGAGACGGAAGCUCGUGCUUGCGGUCCAUGGAAUGUUUUGAUCCCCACACUAACAAAUGGAGCAUGUGCGCACCAAUGGCGAAGCGGAGAGGAGGCGUGGGCGUGGCCACCUACAACGGCUUUCUGUACGCGGUCGGCGGCCAUGACGCGCCAGCCUCAAACCACUGCUCUCGUCUUUCUGACUGUGUAGAAAGGUAUGACCAAAAAACUGACACGUGGACCAUGGUGUCGCCGCUAAGUGUUCCACGUGAUGCAGUGGGAGUGUGUUUGCUUGGUGACAGGCUGUAUGCAGUGGGUGGAUACGAUGGCCAAUCCUAUCUAAACAGUGUAGAGUCCUAUGAUGCACAGAAUAACGAGUGGAUUGAGGAGGUGCAGCUGAACAUUGGCAGAGCUGGGGCCUGUGUGGUGGUGGUGAAAUUGCCUUGAGCAUUCAAGCCAUGAUCUUACAGGACACACACCAGCAGUGGAAAACAGACAUUCAAUGUCAUCAUGUGUAAUUUCUCAUUUUAGUGUCCGUUCCUAUUUUACUUGGAUGACAAUAAUGUGAAAGGGCCUCCUUGUUGAGUAUCGCCUAAUAGCUGAGUAUUGCAAUAGUAGACACUGAAAAAAAAAUGUGAAUGUUUAAAAUCUCUGCAUAUAACACUUUAUGCUUCGACUUUAUUAGAAAUGAGUAUUUAUUUCCUUUCUUUAUUUUACAGAUAUAUCAAAUUAAUUUUCGUCUUUCUGUAUUAAUAACCUCCAGCAACCCAAAGUGAAAUGCAUUUACAGAAUAAAAAGAAACCUGCAGAAUGUGUUUUAAGAAAAGGAAAUAUUUUUUGAUGUUUUAACAAUGCAUUUAAAAACACUGUGAAUACGUCUAGUUGUGAGAAUGCAUCCAGUUUUGAGUUAAUAUGCUCAGAAAAUGUUUUGGAGAAAAUUUACACACAAAUGUUAUACACUUUUUUUAAUGUAAGCCUAAGACAUAGCAUGAAACUACUCAGCAGACAGUUAAAAAAAAAUAUUUCAAUAAAGUAGCUGCAAAACACCAAAGUAUCAAGUGAUAGUAGUCAUGACUUUUCAUGUUUACAAAAAUAGUGAAUAUACAAAAUAUAUCAUAUUGAUAUUUUACAUGAAUGUAUAGUUUUUGUAAUUAAGUAAUGUAUAUAUUUCCUGAAUCAGUGUUAUAAAUGUAUUUUAUGAUCAUCUUUGUUUUAAUUUUGGUAUGCUGCUUGGGUAUGUUUGAAUGCCAUAUUAUAAUGCUUUCGUAUGUUGUCAAAUCCAUAUCAAGAGGUCAACAUGAAUGUGUUUGGAUUAAGGCAGUGUUUGAAUGGUUUGGCCUUGUUCCAUUGCCAUGUAGGUGAAUAUUUCACAAGGGAUACUGACUUAAAAUUUCUCAAUUUUGAAUAGUCCAUAACACGUUUUCAAAAUAUUUUUUUUAUUUGUAUUUAGUAAUUUGCUAUUUGUAACAAGCGAGAUUUACAGAUACAUGUAUUUUGCUUUUCAUCAUUUUAUAUAGCAUGUAAUCAUAAAUAAACUUUUCUCCCUCGUUAUCUA